Molecule: messenger RNA, 2661 nt
Organism: Chanos chanos (milkfish)
Lineage: Eukaryota; Metazoa; Chordata; Actinopteri; Gonorynchiformes; Chanidae
Gene: bicc2
Product: bicaudal C homolog 2
Exons: 19
Coding region: 1-2661 (886 amino acids)
Cellular component (GO): cytoplasm
Molecular function (GO): RNA binding; protein binding
Source: RefSeq, a predicted model, not a curated record
AUGGCUAACACAGUGGAGGACCGCUCUCAGGACUCCAGCUUAACCGAGAUCUCAAAGGCAGAAUCCAGCUCAGGGUUUGAGUCCAGUCAAACACAGAAAAAGGCCCUCGACUCACCACUGAACCAACAGAACUGUGAGGAAGAGGACGAUGAAGAAGAUGAGGAUGAGGAAGAGGGAAACUGCAGGCCCGGAUCAGAACCACAGAACUCAGAACACUUGGACCCAGACUGGGUAGAGGAAAGGUUCCGUAUCGACAGGAAAAAACUAGAAACUAUGCUUUAUGUCUCUGAGGGUGGGGAGGGGCUGACAGCAGAGCAGUUCUUUGAGAAGGUAAUGAAGGAAACUAACACACAGGUGAAAUGGCCAUCUAAGCUGAAGAUUGGAGCCAAGUCAAAGAAAGAUCCUCAUGUGAAAGUGGAAGGCAAAAGAACCAAUGUUCUGGAGGCUAAAAAAAAGAUUCUGGAAUUGUUGGAGACAAAGGUUAACAAGGUGACCCUGAAAAUGGAUGUCACAUAUACAGAACACUCUCAUGUGAUUGGGAAAGGGGGCGGGAAUAUCAAAAAAGUGAUGGAGGUCACUUCCUGUCACAUUCACUUCCCCGACUCCAACCGCCACAAUGCCAAUGGGGAAAAGAGCAAUCAGGUGUCAAUUGCUGGACCUGUACAGGGGGUGGAGUCAGCCAGGAAACAAAUUCGAGAUCUUCAGCCACUGGCAUUGACGUUUGACCUGCCAGUGGGGUUGCUUGGCCCAGGCGUGGUGGAUCCCAGCUCUCCAAUCAUACAGCACGUGGCUCAGGCGUUUGGAGUGAAUGUGAGCUUCAGAACACAACACACACACUACUGCACCAGCUGUGUCGUCAGAGGACUACAGGGAAACAGCAGUGCUGUGAAGAAGGCGACCUGCGUCCUGAUGGAGCUACUGCUGGGCUCGGAGAUGGCAGCAGGGGUCACUGCUGGGGUGACGAGUGUCGGAGGUCAGGGGAUGAUGGUGGUGAGCACUCAGCUGGAUGUGACUUCCCAGCAGCACCUGUUUCUGUUGGGUCAGAACGGUGCUAACUUCCUCAGCGUCAUGCAUCAGACACACACACAGAUCAUCUUACCAGAUCUCACCGCCCCUCAGCAUCCCCCCUCGCUGCUCAUACAGGGAACGCCUGACGGAGUGUGUCUCGCACGACAGCAACUAAUGGACUGCCUGCCAGUGUGUUUGAUGUUUGAUAUGAAGCAGGAGGGAGAAAUGGAUCCUCGGGUUCUUGCUCAGAUGAUGCAGAAUCUGGGAGUUUUCAUUAGCAUCAAACCGAAGGCCAAACAGACAGCUAAGUCUGUUGUAGUGAAAGGUCUGGAGAAGAGCAUAUCCUGCCUGUAUGAGGCCAGGCGUUUGCUGCUAGGCCUGGAAUCCAGUGAGGUUACCGUGAUGACCAAGCCUGCAUGCAACCCUUUGCUGACAGCCAAUGGAAUGACAGGCUACUGGCUGAGCGUGUUAAUGCAGCAACUACGGCUCAGUGGUGCUGGUGCUCUCACACCUCCAGAAGGAAUAGUCGGCUCUGUCCCUGGGAAGCCACGCCCAUCUCCUCCACCAGGAUUGGCUACUCCUUCAGAGGAGGGAAGAAUAGUGCUGAGGGGGACUGACAGUAAGCUGGAAAAGAUUUUGGAGAAUGAAGACCACCCAUCUCAAUUAGAGAGUGAGGGCACUGGAGCACUGACCCAAGAGGUCACAGAGGCCACUGAGAUGACAGUCAAACCCACAGGGUUAAACAGGAGGAAAAGCCAAUCAGAGACCAGCAAGGGCCAAAAACAGGAGGCAUGUCAGCCAAUCACAUUACAGAAUUCCCCAAAAAGAGAAAUGUUUGUGGGGCUGAAUAGAGACAGACGCUGUAGUUUGAGGAUCUUACCCUGUCAGGACAACGCUGAGGAAUAUGACUAUGAGAAAAAGAAAUUGCUGGCAACAAGAGCCAUGCAGAAGAAGCCAGUGGUGACAGAGGUGCGGACUCCUACAGACACGUGGAGUGGAUUGGGUUUCUCUAAGUCUAUGCCUGCUGAAGCCAUCAAAGAGUUACGCAGUGUCAACCGGCGCUGCUACAAGUCUUACCUAUCCAACCAACAGUCCUGGAGCUCUCAGAAUGGAAGUGACUCAGAGAAUUGGAGAGAGAGACGAGGCUCUGCUUCUCCAUCUUCUCCCACGUCUUCCUCCUCAUCCCCCACUUCCCUCUCUUCCUCUAUCUCUUCUUUUUCUACAUGCAGCCCAUUAUCUGCCAGGAAGAAAACAUCCAAGAGCUACCUAAGCUGCGUUGACUACCCUGAGGGAAUGGGCAGGCCAGUGAUUGCUGAGAGACGGGGGUCAUGUUCCCCCACCCCCCAGCAGACAGAUGACCUGUCAGAGUUAUUGGACCAGCUGGGACUGAGCAAAUACAGUGAUGUUUUUCAGCAACAAGAGAUUGACUUUCAGACAUUUCUAACUCUCUCUGAUGAGGAUCUCAAGGAAGUGGGUGUGUCCACAUUUGGAGCCAGGCGGAAGAUGCUUCUUGCAAUCUCAGAUUUAAAGAAAAGUAAAAGGAAGGUUUUGGAACCGCCUGCUGUGAGACCUGGCUAUCUGGAGGGUGGGGCCAGUGGCAGGCUUCCUCGGAUCAUGGACACGGAUAUAGCAGCUCAAAGCAACCGCUGGUGA